AUGUAUUCGAGAAGUUUUAAUUUUUGUACUAAAGGGCUUUGGAAUAGUAGGAAUGGUAUAGUACAGAUAUCAAAUCAGUUCCGAUAUAUAAGAUUAUAUAAUACUGAUCGAUUUUUAAAUUUAAUACAAAUAUUAAAAAAAGAUAAGGGAAAAAUAUUUUUAUUCUUUAGGGAUGAUACAACAAAGUCAUGGGGACAGCUUCAUUUUAUGGAAAAGGCUACUCGGGUAGUUUUAAUUAGUUUAAAAUUAUCUGUUAUUAUUGUAGGGGUUGUUGUUUUAUCUUUAGCAAGCUACUCUUUAGGAAGCUAUCUUUUUGUUGUAGAGGCCCCUGCGAUAAAUAUGUCUCUUGAAUAUAUAAAAAAUAAUGAGGAGUGUAAAAGAUUACUUGGAAAUAAUAUAAAGGUGUUUAGUGGGUCUUUACAAAAUAGUAUUCGUCGCAAUUCAUAUAUACCAUCUCAAAGAAUAAUAGAGCCAGAUGGUCGUGAACAAAUAAUUAUGCGAUUUUAUGUAAGAGGGGAAAAAUCCCAAGGUGAAGUAAGCCUUAAAAUGAUUAGAAAAACAUUUGAAGAAAGUUUUCAAUAUCAAUAUUUAUAUCUUGAUGUAAUAGUGGACAAUUCUCUUCGUAGGAUAUGGUUAAUUGACGUCAAUAAAGCUAAAAAUGAAAUGAAAAAAAAUAAUUUUCUUUUACGUUUUUGGGGAUUAAGAUAG
Molecule: messenger RNA, 708 nt
Organism: Pneumocystis murina B123
Lineage: Eukaryota; Fungi; Ascomycota; Pneumocystomycetes; Pneumocystales; Pneumocystaceae
Exons: 6
Coding region: 1-708 (235 amino acids)
Biological process (GO): protein import into mitochondrial matrix
Cellular component (GO): TIM23 mitochondrial import inner membrane translocase complex
Source: RefSeq, a predicted model, not a curated record